CCAUCUUUUAUAGAUAUUACGGUACUGUUUUCUUGUAAUACUGGGACGUACUCAGCCGUUUCACCACUUGUUUUGCUGCACGUUAAAGGCAUGUCCAAUGUCGUAUACGUUUUUUUUUCUAAAUGACCUACCUGGAGCAGGUAGAGUGGGAAAGUUGUUUUGAAACCUUCGCUGGCUGUGCGCAAAGGUAAACUGAACUGAACUGCUAUCCUGGACUGCGCAUCUGUGAUCAGACAGAGUCCACAAUCACCGGGUGCCAGAAAUCACUAACUAACUGAAGGAAAAGAACUGGGUUAGAAAACGUUUCUGCAGUACAAGUGCUAACUAACACUGCCGGUGUGCCAAAACGUUGGGGAUCUACAACGGCGCACCCAUGCGCCGGAUUCUGAGCCCCCUUUCCCCACUGAGGGUCUCGCUGCUCGGGAUCUUAGUUUUUGGAUUCCUGAAACAAGCAAGCUCGGAAGGAGGUUGCGUUUGCUCUGGGAAAUCUCUAUGCCACUGUGAUGGAGUCAAAGGCAGUAAGGGUGAUGUGGGGUAUCCUGGCUAUCAAGGUCUUCCUGGAAUAAUGGGUUACCCAGGAAAUGAAGGCUCUUCAGGACCAAGAGGCCCUAAGGGGGAAAGGGGUUACCCUGGAUUCCCUGGACCCAAAGGAUCACGGGGUCUGUCAGGAAAGCCAGGAUUCUCAGGACCACCGGGACAACCAGGUAUCCCUGGAAAUGAGGGGCCAAUGGGACAACAAGGUAUCCCAGGAUGCAACGGCACUAAGGGUGACAGGGGAUUCCCAGGACCGCCCGGGCUUCCCGGAAGAGACGGAUUUCCAGGUCAGCCAGGACUACCAGGAAUGAAGGGUGACACAUACUACUCUGACUACCCACUAGAAGUGAAAGGACGGCGGGGCUUUCCUGGACGAGAUGGAGAGCCAGGUGCGCCAGGGUCAGCAGGACCACCAGGGCCCCCAGGGCCAAUGGGUCCCCUUGGAAACCCUGGGAAACCUGGUUUUCCAGGGCUACCUGGUGAGAAGGGUCUGGAGGGCCGCAGCACUGGGACUCCUGGACGGAAAGGUGAAAAGGGUAAUCACGGACCUCCUGGUACACCUGGUGUGAAAGGUGUGAAGCUCUAUGCUUCAGGGCCUAAAGAGCUAAAGGGAGAACCAGGAGAUAUUGGGCCACAAGGUUACCCAGGACGGCCUGGGUUCCAGGGAGACCCUGGAUAUCAGGGCGUUAAAGGAGACCAAGGAGAACCUGGCGCUCCGGGAAAACCUGGGAAGGAUGGAACGCCAGGAGCCUAUGGCUUACCGGGGGAGGGAGGCAUGACGGGUCCCCCAGGCCCUCCCGGAAUUGACGGGCCCCCGGGGGAUAAAGGUGAUCUUGGUCCCCCUGGUCCUCCAGGAGAUGUGAUCCAUAUCACCAACAAUAUCAAAGGAAGUCAAGCGUUGCCUGGACCCCCUGGCCCGUCAGGUCCAACCGGACCACAAGGUCCAAUUGGGUUUCCCGGGAUGAAAGGUGAAGCAGCGGAAUCUAUCCCUGGGGCUGAUGGUAAGCCUGGGGGCGAUGGCAUUCCUGGUCAGAAAGGAGAGAAGGGGGAUCCUGGCCCCUCAUAUCCAGGCCCUCCUGGCCCAGACGGACCCCCAGGAGAUCCAGGGCCAACGGGUUUCCCUGGACCAAAAGGAAAAGCAGCAAUGGGUAAAGGAGAGCGGGGACCUCGAGGACUCAAGGGCUAUCAGGGCCCACCAGGACGUAAAGGUGGCAUGGGAUUUCAGGGUGAUAAGGGAGAGAAAUGCACCACCUGCAUUGGACCACCACCUAAAGGAUUCAAGGGUCGGAAAGGAGAUCCCGGUCCACCUGGGCCAAAAGGAGGGCCAGGAUUCACAGGAGUAAAAGGUGAUCUGGGUGUGACUGGUUUGCCUGGUUCCCCUGGGUCACAGGGCUCAACUGGAAACCGUGGUGUGAAGGGUACUCCGGGGCCUAGGGGGAACCCUGGUUACGUAGUGCCACGAAAUGACAAAGGUGAUCCUGGAGACCCUGGACAGCCUGGUCCCCCUGGUCGGGACGGAGCAGAUGGAGGCGCAGGACUCCCUGGUCUAAGAGGUUCGCCAGGACCUAAAGGAGAGCCGAGCUUUGGGGAGAAGGGGAGCCGUGGCACCCCAGGAUCACCUGGGUUUCCAGGCCGACAGGGGCCCGUUGGCACCCAGGGUGCCCUUGGGGUGGGGCCACCUGGCCCUCAGGGACCCAAGGGGAAUGCUGGAGUGCAGGGCUUGCCAGGUCCAGCUGGAGAUGCAGGAGAGAAAGGGGAGCCAGGAGCCAUAUUAACCACACCAGGGGAUAUUGGCCCUCCAGGGAAUAAAGGCCAACCUGGUCAACCAGGGACCCCAGGCAUUCCUGGCAGCACUGGUCUUCCAGGUUUCCCUGGUCUAUUUGGCCCCAAAGGACAAAUGGGUCACUCUAUACAAGGCCCUCCAGGAAAUAUUGGACCCAAAGGUGAGGAGGGUGAGAUAGGGCCCCCAGGCCCGGCAGGGUAUGGUAGUCCUGGACGCCCAGGACCUUCCGGACCUCCUGGGAUGCCAGGGAAAGCGGGUGAGCGAGGUUUUGGCCCCAUGGGGCUGAAAGGCCGCCCGGGAGCCCAAGGGGAGGACGGUCCUCCUGGGCCUGUUGGCGACCCGGGGCCCACUGGCUUCUCAGGCCCUCCAGGAGAGUCCGGAAGAGAUGGUACCCCUGGAGAACCAGGGUCUCCUGGUGGAAGUGGACCAGACGGUCCAAAAGGUUAUUCUGGGAACUGUACGUUUGGAGGCCCAGGACAGGGAGGAGUGACUGGUCCCAGGGGUCCUCCAGGUGCCCCAGGUCUACAAGGAGAACCAGGUGAUACAGGGUUUCCUGGUCCACCAGGCCGGGGUAUACCGGGGAACCAGGGCCCGUUUGGAAUCCCAGGGUUUCCUGGAGCACCUGGUCUCAAAGGUGCGACUGGACUUAAGGGCUUCAAGGGUGAAGAUGGCAUACAAGGAAAAGCAGGUCAUCGGGGAAACCAAGGAAGUCCAGGCCCAGUUGGGCCACCGGGACCGAGUGGCAACCCUGGGCAAGAUGGGCCACCUGGGCCUCGAGGACAGCCUGGUAUCGAUGGCGCUAUUGGACCCCCAGGUCUCCGAGGUCCACGUGGAGACAUGGGGCCUCCAGGAUCCAAAGGGGAGAACCGGACUGUGCCUAUGCCUGGGGACAAAGGAGACCCAGGGCCAACAGGUCCUCCUGGUGCCACUGGAGACAGAGGUGUGCCUGGCUCUGUGGGAUUCGAUGGAAUCAAUGGCAAAAAUGGGUCACCAGGAAGCACUGGCCCACCAGGUCCCGUUGGCGAUCCCGGUGCAGACGGCUUACUGGGACCUCCCGGUGUAAAUGGAGAUCGUGGAUCUCCAGGACUAAUUGGUUUUCCAGGUUUGAAGGGACAAAAAGGUGAAAAAGGCUCUUCGGGCUCAGAGGGACCUGCAGGAGUUCCAGGAGCCAAGGGAGCCAAAGGCCCCAAGGGAAAUGCAAGCCCACUUGGAGAAGGUUCUAAGGGCGCUCAAGGACCAAGGGGGGAGCCGGGGAACUUCGGCGGGAAGGGGAUCAGAGGCCCCAAGGGCCCUUCAGGGGAAUCCGGUAAUCAUGGCUUCAAAGGGUUCACUGGAGAGAGAGGUGUUUCUGGGCUACCAGGAUUGCCAGGUCCUCCAGGACGCGGAGGAGAGAAGGGCAGCGAUGGCCUUCAAGGUCCUCGCGGCCUUCCGGGACCAGGUGGCCUCCCAGGGACGGACGGCCGGCCAGGGGACCCAGGCCCUCCGGGGGUCAGAGGGAACCAAGGCAGGGAUGGGAUUCCAGGACCAGCAGGAGAGAAGGGAGAUAUAGGAGCGUCUGAAUAUGGCCCCCCAGGACCACCGGGACCAAAGGGGAUAAAAGGUAUGAUGGGAGAUGUGGGUUUUCCAGGCCCCUAUGGUCCCCUUGGGCCAUGGGGUGAAGUAGGAGACACAGGACCCCCAGGACUAGUGGGCCCCCAGGGGCCACCCGGCCCUCCAGGCAUUGAAGGGCGCUGUGUGGAUGGCCCCAAAGGAGACAGGGGCCCCUGUGGACCACAUGGACCUUCAGGACCAAAGGGCUUAAAGGGUCCCAGGGGGCCCCCAGGACCUGGCCUUAAUGGAGACAAGGGGGACAAGGGCUACCCAGGACUGCCAGGUUAUCCCGGAUACAAAGGAGACACCGGACAGCCAGGCAUAGCAGGAUUACCGGGACCCCCAGGGUUUAAUGGAGAUAAAGGUGCCAUGGGGCGAGAAGGUGGUCAGGGACCAACUGGUCAGAAAGGAGUCGCUGGAGCUACAGGACAACUAGGAUGUGCUGGACAAAAAGGAGAGCCUGGACCUAAAGGACUUCCAGGACCAAGUGUGAACAAUCCAGUGAUUCUGGUGCCAGGAGACCCAGGUCAACCUGGACUCCUAGGACGAAAGGGUGAAGCAGGGAGACCUGGAGAAGCGGGACAGAAUGGACGGCCAGGACCGAGCGGUGCGAAAGGCUUCCAAGGUAGAAUAGGAUUCCAGGGUCUGCCUGGAUAUCCAGGGCAAAAAGGAGAUAGAGGAUUUCCAGGCACGCAAGGUCCUCCGGGCUACCCGGGCAGUAAGGGUCAGAAAGGUAUUAAGGGGACCCGUGGCCUGGUGAAUGGAGGUGUGGCUGGUGACGGCUUCCUGUUCACCCACCACAGUCAGAAGGACACAAACCCAUGCUGCCCUGCCGGCACCAAGCAGCUCUACGUUGGCUACUCGCUGCUCUUCAUCAAUGGCAACAACAGAGGGCAUGGACAAGAUCUAGGUACCAUGGGCAGCUGUCUGAUGCGCUUUUCCAGCAUGCCUUUCCUUUUCUGCAAUACGGACAACACAUGUCGCUACGCCUCUCGAAACGACUACUCCUACUGGCUCUCCACUGACCAUCCAAUGCCCAGUGACAUGGCCCUAAUCUCUGGCUCUGAACUGGAGAAAUACGUAAGCAGGUGUGUUGUGUGUGAGGCCAGGGCAAACAUCAUCGCUGUGCACAGCCAGAUGAGCCUGGUCCCAGACUGCCCUCGUGGUUGGCUCUCCCUGUGGCAGGGAUACUCUUUUGUCAUGCAAUUGGGCGCUGGAGCUGAAGGGUCAGGGCAGCCCCUGGCGUCCCCUGGCUCUUGCCUGGAGCACUUCCGCAGGAUCCCCUUCAUCGAGUGCCACGGCCGCGGCACCUGCAACUACUACACCGACUCCUACAGUUAUUGGCUGGCAUCUCUGAACCCCAACAGCAUGUUCAGUAAACCAUCUCCACAGACAGUGAAGGACACCCCUGGCAACCUCAUUGGCCGCUGUCGAGUCUGCAUGAAGAACUAGACCAGGGCCAGAGGGCAGAGGCACUGCCCUCUGUAACAGACUUACACACACAUGAUCCUGGCACCCCAUCAUCAGUGCCUUCCGUCAUGCAACAUGAAGAUGGACUCGCGUGACCCAGUGGUGCUAAAUGUGACGAACUAGCUGAUGAUCAGCUCUCUGAGUUCAAACACUGGUUUCUUUCUUCUCGGUCUUUCUUUUUUUUUCUCGGCCUUUGGUCUUGAUCUUUUGCCUUCUCUGCUUUUUUUGUACUCCUUCAGUCAAACUAUUAGAGCAUUAACAGUACAGUAUGCAGCUAGUUAAGUUGUAGAUGUCAUUGGUACUUUUUUUAGCGCUUCUGAAAGUAUACAAAACAAAUAGAAUACAGCAUCAUGGAACCACACUUUUCAUACAUUUUGAUUGCUUCUCUUGCUUUGGCUCUUAAAGGUUGUAUCAGCGAUUUCAGGCCCAAAAAAGGCCCAAACAUAAAUGAUCACAUUCAUCUAAUCUUCGAUAACGAUCCACUAGCUGAAACUAGCAUCUCAUCGGGUAUUGGUUGAAACACUUUAUUAUGAAACACUUUAUUAUAAGCGGCGGUCAUAUAGGUUUAG
Messenger RNA from Alosa alosa (allis shad), 5946 nucleotides. It is a transcript of the gene col4a3, whose product is annotated as collagen, type IV, alpha 3. Gene Ontology annotation, molecular function: extracellular matrix structural constituent. The record is from RefSeq and is a predicted model, not a curated record. The coding region runs from base 374 to 5359 and encodes 1661 amino acids. Gene Ontology annotation, cellular component: collagen trimer. The transcript has 52 exons. NCBI's taxonomy places the organism in Eukaryota, Metazoa, Chordata, Actinopteri, Clupeiformes, Clupeidae.